CCCUUUAAAUGCUGUGUACGUGCAAAGAUGGCAGCUGAAGUGGAGCUGGUGCGAGAGAAAGUGGGAGACGAGCAGGUGAGGGACAGUCUGCAGAGGUUCAUCAAGGAGAGGAAGAGGAGGAAGAGGAAGAGGGAGCUGUCAGCGGCCGGGCUGGAGAGGAGCGAGGAAGAGGCGAAGAGAGUGAAGCUCCACCAUCAUCAUCAUCACCACCAUCAUCAUCACCACCACCAGCUGCAGCUGCAACAAGCUGAGCACCAGAGCCUGCAGCCGCAUCAGCUGGAGAAGCAUGUCCUGCACCACCACCACCACCAGCAGCAGCACCAGCAGCAGAGCCUCGCCGGCGGGGCGAAGAGGAGCCUGCAGCCGGCUCUGCCUCCUCCUGCUCCCCGCCCACCUCCUCCGGUGCAGCUGCAGAAGAAGCGAGCCCCGGAGCCUCCUGCGCUCUUUACGUUCGCGCCUCUCAAAGUGGUGAAGGCCAGAGAGGAUCCGAGGGAGAAGCACCGGGACGCGGAGCUCCGGCUGCGGCUGAAGAAGGAGAACACCGAGGCCAACGUGAAGCACGAGCUGAGGAGCAAGAAGGAGCCGAGGCCUCACAACGAGAACAUCGAGUCCCUGACGCUGGAGGAGUAUCUCCUGAAGAAGAGGAGGAAGAAGAAGAAGCAUGAGGAAGAGCACCGAGCCAAGAAGGUCCGGCACACGCACAACAAAGCAGUUCAGACCGUGGGAGCCGAUCUCAGCCUGACCAUCCGCCCUGAGACAUCUCGGCCCGGCGCGGUGAAGAGCCAUCGCCAGCCGAGCAGAGACACCAUCGCCAACCACCAGUCCUACCUCCAUGCUCUCAAACUGGGUCACGUCCCCUUCCUGUCCCACCAGGACCACCACAUCCGCAGCUCCUCCCUCCAGACGGGGACCUGGUACGGACGCCUCAUGCACGAGGAACGCCAAGCCAACGGGGGGGGAUCCGUGCUGCACGCCUAUUCUGACGAGCUGGCCUGUCUCAGCCCGGCUGAGAUGGAGAGCUUCGCCCAGGAGUUCCUGGAGUUGGCCUUCGCCGAGAAGCCCAGAGGAGCGGCCUGCUACGCCCUGGCGGUGGUGCACAGGGCGGCCGCCUACCUGCCGGACUUCCUGGACUACUUCGCCUUCAACUUCCCCAACACGCACGUCAAGAUGGAGAUACUGGGCAAGAAGGACAUUGAGACCACGACCAUCGCCAACUUUCACUCUCAGGUGAACCGGACUUACUGCUCAGGAACCUAUCGGGCUGGACCCAUGAGGCAGAUCAGUUUGGUCGGAGCUGUGGACGAGGAAGUUGGAGACUUUUUCCCGGAGUUCCUCGACAUGCUGGAGGAAUCUCCUUUUCUCAAGAUGACCCUGCCCUGGGGAAGCCUCUCCAGCCUGAAGCUGGACUGCCGCUCUCAGAGUGACGACGGGCCGAUCAUGUGGGUGCGACCGGGGGAACAAAUGGUUCCCACCGCCGACAUGCCCAAGUCUCCUUUCAAACGACGCAGGUCUAUGAAUGAGAUAAAGAAUCUUCACUACCUGCCGAGGGCCAGCGAACCCAGAGAGGCUCUGUUCGAGGACCGGACCAAGGCGCACGCCGACCACGUGGGUCAGAGCUUCGACUGGCAGAGCACGGCCGCUGUCGGCGUGCUGAAGGCCGUGCACUUUGGAGAAUGGAACAACCGGCCGCGGAUCACCAAAGACGCGGUGUGUUUCCAGGCGGGAGACUUCAAUGAGGUCGUCCAGAGGCUGCAGCUCGAUCUGUACGAGCCCCCAGUGUCGCAGUGUGUCCAGUGGGUGGACGACGCCAAGCUCAACCAGUUGAGGAGGGAAGGCAUCCGCUACGUCCGCGUCCAGCUCUGUGACGACGACGUUUACUUCAUCCCACGGAACGUCAUCCACCAGUUCAAGACGGUGUCCGCGGUGUGCAGCCUGGCCUGGCACAUCCGGCUCAGACAGUACCACCCGGAGGACAAGGACAAGGAGGAGGAGCAGCAGCAGUGCAGCGAUAUCAGCCCCACCACAGGCCGGGUGUCUUUUUCCUCCCCCGCCAGGCCGGACGCCACCCUCACCGCCUGCGCCAGACGGCAGAGUGAGCACACCCGAGGCGGAGUGGCCAAGGCCGAAGAACCGGAGUUCCAGAGGCCGGCGACACCCCCCCGGGAGCCUCAGCCGGCCCCGCCACAACCCACCAAGUCCGCUCGCUCGCCCCCAACUUACCAGGAUCUCCACUUCUCCCUGGCACCAGUCCACCCUGGCUGCACGCCGUCAAAAGUGCCGACACUUCCAAAAGCGUUUGGCCACAGCACGCGGUUCCACGAAUGAUCCUUCUCCUCCGAUGAAAACCCUCUCUCCGCUGUGGGGCGAGCAAAUGUUAAAGAAGUUUAAGACUGAAACUGAAAACUGAACGUCAAUCAGGAAGCAUUUUGGUUUAGUCUUCACAUAUUUUUAAAAGAUCUUUAAAUUUGGGUUUAAAUGUCCCCGAUGGGUUUUGGCGAUUUUAAUAAAAUACAACAACUUUGAAAAUGAAGGCGGAAGUUGAACUAACUUUACCCAAAAGAAACUUUACCGUUGCAACGUGAAUCAAAUCCAUACACAUGUUGCAAUGUGUGGAUUUCAUUUUAUUUUGAAAUACUUCUCUUGGAAAUGGAGAAAGAGACGUUUUCUUCACACUUUAUUUUGAAACAAAGCGACACACAAUGAUCUAAUCACACUUCAAGCACUUCACCUUCUUUUUUCACGUCCUCUUUAUAAGUUGCACGUACUGCUCGUGAUUCUUUAUUUAGAUUUUAUAUUGUUCCCUUUUUUCCUA
Messenger RNA from Pleuronectes platessa (European plaice), 2812 nucleotides. RefSeq names its product lysine-specific demethylase 9. Gene Ontology annotation, cellular component: nucleus. NCBI's taxonomy places the organism in Eukaryota, Metazoa, Chordata, Actinopteri, Pleuronectiformes, Pleuronectidae. The record is from RefSeq and is a predicted model, not a curated record. The transcript has 7 exons. The coding region runs from base 28 to 2325 and encodes 765 amino acids.